Messenger RNA from Oryza brachyantha (malo sina), 1503 nucleotides. Its product is annotated as geraniol 8-hydroxylase-like. Lineage: Eukaryota; Viridiplantae; Streptophyta; Magnoliopsida; Poales; Poaceae. The transcript is spliced from 2 exons. The record is from RefSeq and is a predicted model, not a curated record. Gene Ontology annotation, molecular function: oxidoreductase activity, acting on paired donors, with incorporation or reduction of molecular oxygen; monooxygenase activity; heme binding. Bases 1 to 1503 code for a protein of 500 amino acids.
AUGGUCAUCUUCGAGCUCUGCGCGGCGUCGCUUCCACUCGUCGUCCUCGCGUCCUACGCGCUACAGCCGGUCGCCGACGCACGGCGCCGCCUCCCGCCCGGCCCGAGGCCGCUUCCUGUCGUCGGCAACCUCCUCGACGUCGGUGACAGCCCGCACCGCGCCUUCGCUCGCCUCGCCGACAGCUAUGGCCCGCUCAUGUCCGUCCGGCUCGGGGCUGUCUACGCCGUCGUGGCGAGCUCGCCGGAGACAGCGCGCGAGAUACUGCAGAAGAGGAACGGCGAGAUGGCGUCCCGGCGCAGCCUCGACGCCUGGCGGGUCCUGGACCACCCGGCGAACUCGAUGAUCGCGCUGCCGGCGCGCGGCAAGUGGCGCGCCCUGAGGCAGCACACCGCCGCCGGGAUGCUCGGGCCGAGGCGGCUCGCCGAGCAGCGCGCCGUGCGGGAGGAGGAGGUGCGCGACAUGGCGCGCCGCGUAGCCGCCUUGGCCGAUCAGGCCGACGACGGCGCCGCUGCCGCCACGGUGGCCGUGGCGCGCGAGGCGUCCGCCGCGAUGAUCGACGUGAUCUGCCGCGCGAUGUUCUCCGAGGAGCUCGACCCGGCGGUGGUGGCCGAGAUCACGGACGUGACGGACGAGGCGGCGGUGCUGUCCGGCGCGCCGAACGUGUCCGACUUCUUCCCCGCUCUCGCCGCCGCCGACCUCCAGGGCAUACGGCACCGGGCGGAGAAGCUGGUCACAUGGCUGUACAGCAUCGUCGACGAGCAGGUUGGACGGCGCAGGCGCAGCCGGGCCGCCGGCGAGGCGCGCAAGAACGACCUGCUCGAUGUGUUCCUCGACAACGAGGGUGAGGUGCAAGAGGAAGGGUGGGCGAUUAACCAGGACACCAUUAGAGGUUUGUUCAUGGAGUUAGUCCUUGGUGGAUCAUCAGUCCCAACUACAGUCGAGUGGGCAAUGGCCGAGUUGCUGCAGAGUCCACAGACAAUGAAGAAAGCACAAGAGGAGCUCCGGACUGUUCUUCAUAAUAAGCCUCACAUGGAGGAAUCUGACAUCGCCCAGCUCCCAUACCUUCAAGCUGUUGUGAAUGAAACCCUAAGACUCCAUCCUCCAGUGCCAUUUGCUUCGGGUCUAGCUGAAGAAACCCUAGAACUGCAUGGCUACAACGUGCCCAAAGGAGCAUCUGCAUUUGUGAACAUCUGGGCAAUCUGCAGAAAUGCAGAGGUAUGGGAUGAGCCGGACAAGUUCAUGCCUGAGAGGUUCCUGCAAAACGAGAUCGACUUCUCAGGCACAGACUUUGAGUUCAUCCCUUUCAGCACGGGGAGACGCAUAUGCCCUGGGCUAAACCUUUCGAGCAAACUGGUUCCUCUGAUGCUUGCCUCGCUGCUCCAUGAGUUCGAUUGGACAUUGCCUGAAGAUGCUGGGAGGAAUGGUAUCGAUAUGUCUGAAAAGUUUGGGUUGGUGUUGUCCAUGGCUGCGCCACUGCGUGCUGCACCCAAGAAAGCACUAUAG